AUGGCUCCCCGCGUACCCAUCACCGAGGAUCAAAACAUCGUUUUUCUGCUCUCGUGCCUUCGCAAUUCUCAGGGUCCAAUCAAUUUCCACAAGGUCGUCGAAGAAUGUGACAUCGUGAGCGUUGGAGCCGCUACCAAGCGCUUCUCUCGUCUCACCAUAAAGUAUCAGAACGGGGCUGGCGGCGACGAUGCAAAAGCCAACGGUGAAGAGGGUGUGGCCACCGACACCGAUGAAUCGCCCUCCAAGAAAACUCUCAAGAAAUCCAACCGUGGUGGCAAGCGUAUCUCCAAGACCGAGAAGGAUACUAUGGCAACCAUCACUGCUCCGCGUGCUGCGGGUGUUGGGAAGAAGCGUUCUCCAGCCAAAACCAAGGCAACCGCUGCUGGCACUACUACUGCGGCAUUUACUGCUGUUACUACCGUUGAUGGGGCCAACUUGAAGACUGAGAAGGAUGAUGCUGAUGAUGGGGAAAUAGGAGACUUUGUGCCUAGUUUCUUCGACGAACAGAUGGAUCUUGGUGUCGGUGGACAGCACGACGAUGAUACUGAUUGA
This is a messenger RNA of Talaromyces marneffei, 552 nucleotides long. RefSeq lists its product as uncharacterized. The transcript is spliced from 3 exons. NCBI's taxonomy places the organism in Eukaryota, Fungi, Ascomycota, Eurotiomycetes, Eurotiales, Trichocomaceae. The coding region runs from base 1 to 552 and encodes 183 amino acids. The record is from RefSeq and is a predicted model, not a curated record.